GAACACGCGUGCAAAACAAAUAUGGCUCCCAAAACUGCUCUGCAAUUUAGGUAUGCGGUAUAACGCAGGGCAGUGAUGGCGCCAAGUCCGGUUUUUAACGGCAAAUUCCUUAUUGUUUCCGUCUACGCCUAUAUUCACAAUGGAGCUAUCCGAGCUAGAGCAAGCUCCAGAAACUUGAGCAGGUCAUGGAAGCGCUUCCGGGAAAGCUGGAAACGAAUCCGUAUGACUACGAGGCAUACACGGAAUGGAUUCGGCUGCUGAGCCAGGUUGGCGAUAUCGACUCAGUGCGCGGUGCAAUGGAGCGCAUGCAUACAGUUUUGGCAAUUCCUAGUGACCUGUGGACCAUGUGGAUCGAGAAAGAGCUGAAUGAGGCUGCAGACGCUGACAACGCUGGAUUCAAAACAGCCGACAGCGUAAAGCAAAUAGUGCAUGUGUUUGAGCUUGCCACCGCAGAGUACCUAUCGCUAGAUAUGUGGCAGCGGUACAUCGACUAUGCGCGACUCCAGGCAUCGGAUUCGGAAUACCGUGCUGCAGCCGAAGCAGCAUUUGAAUCGGCAAACUUUUACUUGGAUACGCUGCAGAAGGCAUAUGCCGCUACUUGUGCACACUACAGUCAGAGCCAGGCAAUCUGGAAGCCAGCUGAAAGAAGUGCUAGAGCAAGAGGUCGCAUCGUCAGAGGACGCGGAUACACCAAAGCUGAUAAACGUCCUGCAGCAGAUGUUCAUUGAUCGCCUGUCGCAGCCUCAUGCUGGGCUUGACGGAGACGUUCGCUGCCUACUCUGGGUUUAUCACCACCCACAAAAACGACAACUACGAGGCGGAGAUGGUCCAGGUCAAACCAAAUUGUCUGUGCGACUCGGGCACAGUGCGAGAAGCGCGAGAAAUUCGAGGAGGAACUGGCUGCGACGGGCAACAGCUGGAGUGUGUUCUCUGCGUAUAUCGAUUCGAUGCAGCGUGACAAGUCAGUAAGCACGUUUGAGGUGCAGACGACUAUAUGAGCGGGCACUGUGCGACUUUUAUUAUUCAGCAAGUGCGUGGGACGAGUACA
This is a messenger RNA of Linderina pennispora, 1048 nucleotides long. RefSeq lists its product as uncharacterized. Bases 186 to 728 code for a protein of 180 amino acids. Gene Ontology annotation, molecular function: protein binding. The record is from RefSeq and is a predicted model, not a curated record. The transcript has a single exon. Lineage: Eukaryota; Fungi; Kickxellomycota; Kickxellomycetes; Kickxellales; Kickxellaceae. Gene Ontology annotation, biological process: RNA processing.